Messenger RNA from Penicillium cinerascens, 1488 nucleotides. RefSeq lists its product as uncharacterized. The transcript has 2 exons. Lineage: Eukaryota; Fungi; Ascomycota; Eurotiomycetes; Eurotiales; Aspergillaceae. Bases 1 to 1488 code for a protein of 495 amino acids. The record is from RefSeq and is a predicted model, not a curated record.
AUGCUCGCAUGUAAGCCUUACGAUGACGUUGCUUGGGCGAUCAGCACCCAGAUCUGGGAGGACUGGCCGGAAUUUCUUCGCACUGAUGGGGACAUCUACAAUGAUAUUGGAGUCAUUCUUUCCGAAGAAUUCAGUGAUCUUCAAUGUGCCGUGUUUGAAUUUCUCUUCACAGGCGGUUUCAACACCUGUUUCAAGAUGAUGUUCACCAAUAACUCCGGCGCUGUUAUACGGUUUCCACUGCCUGGUCAUGUCAUGUUUCCUGAAGAAAAAGUCCGCAAUGAGGUCUCGGUCAUGCAAUUUCUCUUAGAGAAAACAUCAGAUAGAAUUCCCAUCACGGUGCCUUCCAUCCUUCGCUGGGCAGAGACAAAAGAGAGUCCCUCGGACUUGAGUCCUUUCAUCAUCAUGGACUAUAUUCACCACAAGGGAGAUAUGGGUGAUCUUCUAGAGAAGCCAGGACGCCAAGGAGGACAACGUCCAGUGCUUAAUCCGGACCUCAAGCCGGUCAGGCUGGAAGUUCUCUAUAUAAAACUAGCCAACAUUGUCCUUUCGCUGUCUACACUUUCUUUAAGCCGGAUAGGAUCCCUUGACAAGAAUGACGAUUCUACGUGGGAAGUUUCACGUCGGCCUCUGUCCUAUUUCAUGAACGAAACUGUGCAACUGGGGACGCUACCCCGAUCGAACCUACCGACCACCACGUACGAUAACGCGUCGUCGUACUUUGAAGCCCUGGCGGAGCUACACAUUUUACACCUCAGAAGCCAAAGGAACGAGGCGAAUAUUGAGGCGGAUGCCGAGGCAGAUGUCUUGGCGGAUGUCUUGGCGGAUGACUUCCGGCGCAAAUUUGUGGCUAGAUUUCUCUUCCGGAAACUUGUCCGAGACCAGGAGCAGAGAAAGCAAUGGAUAUCCUAUGAUGAUGGCCCAUUUCCGGUUUGGUGUGAUGAUCUUCGACCCGAAAACGUUCUAGUUGAUGAAGCUGAAAACAUCGCUGGAGUGGUGGAUUGGGAGUUUACAUAUACCGCCCCAGUCGAAUUUGCUUAUGCGCCGCCUUGGUGGCUUCUUCUAAAAAAGCCGGAAGAUUGGCCCGAAGGCCUCGAUGACUGGUGUACGGAGUAUGAGAAAGCGCUUCAGGUUUUUCUUGAGGCAAUGCGGAAAUGCGAAGACGAGGCAAUCCAGAAGAAACAGUUAGUAGAAGGCCAGCGGCUAUCUAGUCGGAUGCGGGCCAGUUGGCAGAGUGGAGACUUGGAUUAUCGAUUCUACGGACCGACCACAUACGAAGACGACAAUAUUUGCGAUGUAUGGCGGAAGCGACUUCAUCUCUUGGAACCUGAAGAGCAGGAGCUUGUGGAGGUAUAUGUGGAUUUGAAGCUCAAGGAGAGGAACACAUGGAGUCUCGCUUGGGACGCGGAUGAGUACACCGUGGGGUGGAUCAAGAGGAUGAAGGAGAUGAAGAGGAAACAGAGAGAGGGGGAGGAAGGAGAUCUAUGCUGA